This is a messenger RNA of Daucus carota subsp. sativus, 1716 nucleotides long. RefSeq names its product probable glucan endo-1,3-beta-glucosidase A6. Bases 94 to 1506 code for a protein of 470 amino acids. Gene Ontology annotation, molecular function: hydrolase activity, hydrolyzing O-glycosyl compounds. The transcript is spliced from 2 exons. The record is from RefSeq and is a predicted model, not a curated record. Gene Ontology annotation, cellular component: plasma membrane. Gene Ontology annotation, biological process: carbohydrate metabolic process. Lineage: Eukaryota; Viridiplantae; Streptophyta; Magnoliopsida; Apiales; Apiaceae.
UCUGCAGUUUGGUCUGCAUAUAAAUAUACCCGACAUAACAAUCAUCCUUUCUACAUCACUUCUUGUUUCUUCACUUUCCCCUGUCCCCUACAAAUGCCUCUCCGUGGUCUCCUCCUCUUCUUUGUUCUCUUCUAUUCCUCGACCGGAUCAGGGACACCAACAACCACAGUGGUGGGAGUGAAUUACGGAAGGCGAGGAAACAACAUACAGUCCCCAUACCAUACCAUAAGGCUUCUUAAAAACCUCAAUGUCUCUUAUGUUAAGAUAUACGAUGCUGAUUCCGAAACCCUCACACUCCUGUCCAAAACAAACAUCCACGUCUCGGUCAUGGUACCCAAUCAACUCAUUUCAAACAUAGCUUCAAGCCAAAGCGUAGCAAACCAGUGGGUACGCGAAAAUGUUCUUGCUUACUACCCUGAUACCAGGAUUCGCUUCAUACUCGUGGGAAACGAAGUCCUCAGCUUCAACGCGACCAGCAGCGACAUAAGGAUAUGGCGUGAUCUGGUACCAGCAAUGCAGAAAAUUAAGAAAUCACUAGCGGCUAAGAACAUAAGGAACAUCAAGAUCGGAACACCCCUUGCUAUGGAUAUCAUGGAAUCUACGUUCCCUCCUUCGAAUGGGAAGUUCCGUGCUAAUUCACUAACCGAUGUGCUGCUUCCAAUGCUGCACUUCUUGAACUCGACAAAAUCAUACUUUUUUCUUGAUGUUUACCCUUACUACGCGUGGGCCGCGAAUCCCUCUGGAGUUGGGCUUGACUAUGCUCUGUUCGAAGGGGGAAAUGGCUCUCUGUACACUGACCCGGCCACUGGCUUGAAUUACACAAACCUCCUUGAUCAAAUGCUUGAUUCUGUCGUUUACGCCAUGUCAACCUUGGGGUAUAAAGAUGUAAAGCUUGCGAUAGCAGAAACUGGAUGGCCUCACUCAGGGGGGCUCGAGGAGCCCGGGGCAAACAUGUACAAUGCAGCAACAUACAAUCGCAAUCUUGUGAAGAAAAUGACAGCUCAGUCACCAAAAGGCACCCCAGCUCGACCAGGAGCGGUUAUACCCACCUUUAUAUUUUCAUUGUACGAUGAAAACAGAAAGAGUGGUCCAGGGACGGAGCGACACUGGGGCCUAUUUCAUCCUACAAACGGAAACCCCAUAUACGAUCUGGACAUAACUGGGGUCCGAACAGACUAUGGGCGGGCAUUGACAAGGCCAACCAACAACGGGGCGUAUAAAGGGAAGGCAUGGUGUGUGGUGGCACGAGGGGCGAGUGAGGCGGAGUUGGGAUCAGCAUUAGAGUCCGCGUGCAGGCAAGUGGAAGGAAUGUGUGAGGCGCUGAGGCCGGGCAGGGAGUGUUAUGAGCCGCUUAGUGUAACUUCCCAUGCAGAUUACGCUUUCAGUUCAUACUGGGCAAGAAUGCGGAAUGUGACAAGUGCUAACUGUUAUUUCAAUGGACUUGCUGUAGAAACUACCACGGAUCCAAGCCAUGGAUCCUGCAAAGUCCCCAGUGUGACCUUAUGAAGAAGAUAAUGUCCUAACAGAGAGGAUGAUUAAAUAAAUGGAAGAAAAGCUGGGGAAAGGACCUCUCAGAUACAUAUGUUGUGUUCAUACCUACAAGGGAUGCAUUUCUAGGUCAAUAGUAAUUUUCUUAAUUUGUUACUGUUUGCUUAUCAAUCCUACAAGAAAAGGGAUCGUUUAUAACAGGCUAUGUCAUAACAGAAUUUAAGGCUA